AUGCCCUCCCUCCGCCGCUUCACCCGCACCAGCGCCGCUUUCGCCCGCACUGCUACACGCCCCCACUCCGCAGCAGCUCACCCCCACCUCUUUGGCUCGUCCAUCGCAGCCCGCGCCAUGUCGUCCGCCGUCGCAAAGCGCCUCGAAGGCAAGACCGUUGUCGUCACCGGCGCCAGCUCCGGCAUUGGUCGCAGCACCGCCCUCGAGUUCGCCCGCACGAGCCCCAAGGACCUGCGCCUGGUCCUGACCGCGCGCCGCAUCGACGCCCUCAAGCAGCUUGCCGACGACAUCAAGAAGGAGGUUGGCGACGGCGUCAAGGUGCUUCCCGUGCAGCUGGACGUCAGCAACCCGUCCGAGGUCAAGAGCUUCGUCCCCAAUCUGCCCCAAGAAUGGAAGAACAUUGAUGUGCUGGUCAACAAUGCCGGCCUUGUCAAGGGCGUUGCCCAAGCCCCCGAGAUUGCCGAGGAGGACAUCAACGUCAUGUUCCAGACCAAUGUCACCGGCUUGAUCGGCAUGACCCAGGAGGUCCUGAAGCUUUACAAGUCGCGCCCCGACGGCGGCAAGGGAGACAUCAUCAACGUCGGCAGCAUUGCGGGCCGCGAAGGCUAUCCUGGCGGUAGCAUCUACUGCGCCACAAAGGCCGCCGUGCGCACUUUUACCGAUUCCCUCCGGAGAGAGCUCAUCUCCACCCGCAUUAGGGUGAUUGAGGUCGACCCGGGCCAGGUCGAGACGGAGUUCUCCGUUGUCCGCUUCUACGGCGAUAAGUCCAAGGCCGAUGCCGUUUACAAGGGCGUUGAUCCUCUGACCCCCGAUGACAUUGCCGAGGUCAUUGUCUUCGCUGCCGGUCGCCGGGAGAACGUCGUCAUCGCCGAUACGCUCAUCUUCCCUAACCACCAGGCUGGUGCCGGCGGCGCAAUGUACAGAAGACCAACGAAAGACACGAAGAUGUAG
Diplodia corticola is the source of this 951-nucleotide messenger RNA. Its product is annotated as oxidoreductase. The transcript has 4 exons. Gene Ontology annotation, molecular function: oxidoreductase activity. Gene Ontology annotation, cellular component: cytosol. Bases 1 to 951 code for a protein of 316 amino acids. The record is from RefSeq and is a predicted model, not a curated record. Lineage: Eukaryota; Fungi; Ascomycota; Dothideomycetes; Botryosphaeriales; Botryosphaeriaceae.